CUCCCCCCUUUCUCCCGCUCCCACGACUCCAGUCAACAGCCGUGAGACGACGCGAAUCUCCCGGGCGGCUAGCCCCGAUGAUUUAGCCGGAGAGCCCGUCGCGGCCGGAUCAGCCAGCGCAAUGCCGGCCCCGCCGGAAAGCGCGGCGGGCGGCAGCAGCGGGGAGCACCUCCGCGGCCACGCGCACCUCACCAACUGCAUCCACCUGCGCCACCACCACGCGCACGGCCACGGCAGCGCGUCCGGCCGGCGGCGCAGCCCCCCCGAGUCCUCCGCGUCGCUCAUGCGGGACCUCCUCGCGAUGCAGCGCUCCCGCUCGCUCCGGGACCCCACCCUCCUCGACCAGCUCGCGGAGGACCCGCGCCCCAGCGCCCGCCGCCCGCGCCGCCGGUUCAGGCGCGGGGCCGGCCGCCGCGCCGCGCCCGCUGCCGCGGACGCCGGCGCUCUGGAUCGCGCUGGCGCCUUCUCCGCCAACUCCAGCUCCCAGGAGGCCGUCUGCGGCAACAGGUACUUCUUCGGCGCCGGCGCGGGCAGCGACGACAGCGAGGGGCUGCAGCCGCGCCCGCGGCCCCAGGCGUCGCAGGACUCGCGCAACGUCUGCGGCAUCCCCUGGAACUGGUCGCGCCUCCACCACCGCAGCAAGUCCAUCCUCGACAUGGCCGGCCGGAGCCUCUCCUGCGGCCUGUCCGACCCCAAGUCGGCGGCCGCGGCGCGGAGGUCCUUGGCCGCCACUUCCUGCGGUGCCUACGCGGACGGGUCGCGUUCGCACCCGCACUUCCCGGUGACGGCGAGGCUGACGUCCUCCACCAGCUCCGACUCCGACUCACUGCCGCUGCUCGCCGAGGGCGCGCGGAAUGGCAUCCGCGCCAUUUCCAGGAGCUUCUCUGGGGAGCUCGGGAUUUUCUCCAAUCAGAGCAGCGAGCUGGAUUCCGACCUCAUGUCCGAGGCGCGCUCGGGGCAGAAGUCGCGGGGCUCGCAGCGUGGCCGGCACCGGAGCCUCACUCAGAAGUAUGCACCCAGGACUUUCAAGGACGUUGUUGGGCAGAGCUUGGUUGUGCAGGCGCUGUCCAAUGCCAUUCUCAAGAGGAAGAUCGGGUUCGUCUAUGUCUUCUAUGGGCCGCACGGUACAGGCAAAACAUCGUGUGCUCGGGUGUUCGCCAAGGCGCUGAACUGCCAUUCUCCUGAACACCCCAAGCCUUGCGACACAUGCGCGUCUUGUAUCGCGCACAAUCUGGGAAAGAGUAGAAGUUUGGUGGAGAUUGGGCCUGUUGGUAACAUUGACCUGGACAGCAUUGUGGAUAUCCUUGACAAUGUGAUGCUUUCGCCGCUACCGGCGCACCACAGGGUGUUCAUCGUGGAUGAUUGCAACACACUGCCGCCUGAUACGUGGAGUGUCAUAUCGAAGGUUGUCGAGCGUGCACCUCGGCGUGUGGUUUUUGUUCUCAUCAGCCCAAAUCUCGACCUCCCACAUAUUAUUAUGUCAAGGUGCCAAAAGUUCUUCUUCCCCAAACUGAAGGAAUGCGACAUUGUCAACACUUUGCAGUGGAUUUGUACUAGUGAUGGCCUAGAUGUCGAUAGAGAUGCCUUGAAGCUUAUUGCUUCCCGGUCAGAUGGGUCACUGAGGGAUGCAGAGAUGACCUUGGAUCAAUUGAGUUUGCUUGGGCAGAGAAUUACAAUGCCACUUGUUCAAGAACUUGCUGGCUUGGUUUCUGACGAUAAAUUGGUAAAUUUGCUUGAUUUGGCACUAUCUGCUGACACUGCAAACACGGUGAAAGCUUUGCGUGAUAUUACUGAAACAGGUGUUGAACCUUUGUCCCUAAUGUCUCAAGUCGCCACAAUAAUAACUGAUAUCCUUGCUGGCACCUACACAUUCACACAGGAAAGAAUUCGAAGAAGGUUCUUCAAACGUCCAACAUUAUCAAAGGAGGAUAUGGAAAAACUGCGCCAGGCCUUGAAAACACUCUCUGAAGCUGAAAAACAGUUGAGGGUCUCUAAUGAUAAGAUGACCUGGCUUACAGCUGCUCUGCUCCAGCUUGCUCCUGAUAAACAGUAUGUACUGCCAAGUUCAUCGACAAGUACAAGUUUUAACCAGGGUUUGCCUACAUACCCUGAUGGUGAUAUAGCAAGGAACUCUGGUCCGCAUGGGUUAUCAAGAGCAUCUGACCAAGAAAAUCUGCAAUACAGAAGAAAUGCUAAUCUGGGGAUUUGUUCUAGCCAUGUCACGGCAAACAAUUACCAUGGUGGAAGGAGACUCAGGGAACAUACACCAGAUGGCCAUAUGUUGUCAACAAGUGCUACCAGAAUGAAUGAAGGAUCUAAAUGUAGCAAAACUGACAACGAGAUGAUUUGGCAAGCUGUUCUAGAAAAUGUCGAGUCAGAUUCGUUGAGAAAAAUGAUGGCUAAAGAGGGACGGGUGAUUUCUGUUAGCCUUGGCACAGCACCAACUGUGCAGUUAAUGUUCAGUUCUCGAGUGAAUAAGUCCAAAGCUGAAAAGUCCAGGGGUCAAAUUUUGCAAGCAUUUGAGUCUGUUCUUUCUUCUGCUAUAAUACUUGAAAUCCGAUAUGAAUCGAAGGAUGGUGGAGAAGGUGUUGAGGAUACCUAUUCCAACAUUGCUUUAACGAGGUCUUUCACGAAACAUAGUUCAGUUUCUUCUGGAGGUGAGAAUUUAGUUAGCAGGCUCCAGAAAGGCAGAGUUGCCCAGGGUACUAGCUCAAAUCAGACAAGAUGGAUGCAAUCUGAUCCACACAUAUUGACUGAAGGUGAGAUUAUUGAAGUGGGCCCUUCUGAAAUGGGAUGGUACGGGGAACCAGAUACUGGUGCUGUUGCCUCAGAUAAAAGAAGAAGUGUAUGGGAAGCAGCUUUGUCAUCACAAGACCAAGAAAAUAUACGUCCUCCAGGAGGAACAAAUGAACAUGAUCGACAAAAAAAUAUAGUAAGAGGUAAGGUAUCUCUUGCUCAUGUUAUUAACAAGGCGGAAGCUUGUUCUCAACAAGGAGGCUGGUCAAGACAAAAAGGCAUGUCAACAACAGAAAAGUUAGAGCAAGAGAAUUUGAGAUUAGAGCCUAGGUCGAGUCUGCUUUGUUGGAAAGCUUCGAGCACUACUAGACGGAAGCUCUCAGCAUUGAAGAUAAGGACUCGAAGAUCGCGAGCCCUAUCAAGACUCGUCUUGUGUGGAAGGUGCAUUUCAGUGAAAUCUCCAAGAUAACAUGCCGCCGCUGAGGCCCACCAGAUUUUUCAUGGAGCUAAAUUGAUCUCUGUGGCUGAUUCUCUGUAAUUGUAGCAACCUGUAAGAAUGUAGGUCAUUCUGUACAUCGUUUAACUUUAACAUGUAGAAGAAUGAGAAAUUUCCAUCAUGUCCA
Triticum dicoccoides is the source of this 3359-nucleotide messenger RNA. RefSeq names its product protein STICHEL-like 3. Gene Ontology annotation, molecular function: DNA clamp loader activity; DNA-directed DNA polymerase activity; DNA binding. The transcript has 7 exons. Gene Ontology annotation, cellular component: DNA polymerase III complex; DNA replication factor C complex. Gene Ontology annotation, biological process: DNA repair; DNA-templated DNA replication. Bases 122 to 3205 code for a protein of 1027 amino acids. The record is from RefSeq and is a predicted model, not a curated record. NCBI's taxonomy places the organism in Eukaryota, Viridiplantae, Streptophyta, Magnoliopsida, Poales, Poaceae.